AUGACGGCCAUAGACGAAAAAAAAUUAAAUAUUCUCUCUCAAGAUCUUCUGGUGUACAUAUCACAUCUCGAGGAAUCUUAUAACCACAUAGAAGUGUCGGAGGAGAAAAUAAUCGUGCAGGAAUGGUUAUUUAUGAUCCUCGAACAUUUACACGAUGACUUGGAUUCGGCUCGUAUCCGAAACAUGGCGCUAAGUCAAUUGCUGAUGGACAUCGAAAGUAACAAACUGCGAACUCCGUUCAACGAGAGGCCAUCCUGCCGAGCUUACGCCGAGCUCGUCGCUUGGUUAAAGACUGUGUUGAAUCAAAACUCGUCCUUGGAAAAAGGAGAAGACGAAUUGGAAGAGGAACCUGAACCCGAGAACCGUGACAUGGUAGUUACUGAGUUUGACAAUUUGCUCUCUACUGACAAUCGAACCUAUGUGGCUAUCCGUACUUUACCGAACAGUGGUGGUGUGUUUGGUUACAUAGCUAUUACAAUGGGCGAUGGAGUUGAACCACAAUGGCUGGACUGCAAUGGCAAGCCGAUAUGUACACCGGUGCCGUUUAAUUUGAGCGUAGAAUACAUGAAGGCAGAUAUCGAUUUAGAAUGUUUGGAGUAUGAUGAGACGGACGCCAAACAGGUGUGGAUGGUUUUGAACAACAGGAAAUCAAUAUGUCUGAGAAACGAAUUUUAUGAUUUCUACAAAACUCUGUACGAAAGCGUCCAACAAGAAAUGGUGGCUGAAGCAGAUUCGUGUGUGAUCCGAAAAUGUAAACAUCCGUUCAUAAAUAAGUUACUUGAAUACCUCGUGGUCGACUUGAAAGCUAUUGGUAUGACUGAUCUAGAAAUAUUUAAUAGAAUCAGGUUGCUUUCCGUAUUGAAAAAGCAAAUCAAAUCCGUAAUAUGUGAAAUAGAGAAACGGACUGACAAUCUGGAAACCGCGUGGAAGUUUUCGACGAUUUCGCCUAUGGAUCCAUUACCAUCCAAAUGUUGUUAUGACUUUAUAUCAUCCGCUCUUUGGAAUGAACUACACCAACAACGACCCGACAAAAAGUAUAUAAAUUUACUGUCGUAUCAAUAUCCGCAAUAUUUUUUACCAAAAUAUUUUUGUGUGUUAAUGAACCAAAAGAAAAAGGCAUUAAACAUUAUCUCUCGUAGAUAUUGCAAGUUAUUAGAUGAAAUGUUCGAUGACUUGGGAGCUUCUAUUAUGGAAAAUAUGAUGAAGUACAAAGAAGCACAUUGGGAAUGGCAUGUGGCCCAAGAAGUUAUCGAUGCUUACAACAAAGAAAAGGCUUUUAAAGACAGUUUGUGUGCGGCUGAAAAUUCUAAUGAUGAUUCCACAGAAUCAUUCAUAACAGUUAUUUUAAACGAGAUAAACAUGUCUCAUCUGAAAUUAAAAUCAACAACGAAAAAGAAUAAUCAAAUGGCAGAACAAUUAACCGAACUGAGAAAUGAAAUAUUGGAAAAGGAACGAAUGUACAGACGAGUGUUAAUCCAAAUCGAAGAACAAAUAGAUAGAUUGAGAAAACAAAUCAACAUCGAAAAACGCGAUAUAAUAACAAGAGAAAUUACUAUUAAAGAGCUUCAAAGAAAACGUAAGGAACUAUUAAAAUAA
This is a messenger RNA of Macrosiphum euphorbiae (potato aphid), 1596 nucleotides long. The record is from the annotation of a GenBank genome assembly. NCBI's taxonomy places the organism in Eukaryota, Metazoa, Arthropoda, Insecta, Hemiptera, Aphididae.